Molecule: messenger RNA, 561 nt
Organism: Lasiosphaeria miniovina
Lineage: Eukaryota; Fungi; Ascomycota; Sordariomycetes; Sordariales; Lasiosphaeriaceae
Exons: 2
Coding region: 1-561 (186 amino acids)
Source: RefSeq, a predicted model, not a curated record
AUGGUCGCUAUCAAGCUCGCUUUCAUCAGCACUUUGCUGGCCACUGCCUUCGCCUUGCCCGCGGCCAGCGGCCCAAGCGAGAGCCCCGUCCUUGAUGUGAGCGAGAUUGAUGCGCGAGGAGAGAUUGCCAGACGCGGACAAGGCAUCCACCUGGUCAACUGCCCCAGGAACUCGCUCAUCGUGUACUGCGCAAAUGACGGCAGCAGCAGCUGCAACUCGUACCCGUCGUCCAACAACGUCGUCAGGUUCGGAUCCCUCUUCCAGUGGGAGGGUGGCAACUACGGCGGCACCUUCUCGACGGGCGUCGUCUUCUCGUGGCAGAUUGCAUUCAACGCCCAGACCAACCUCUAUCCCAACUAUUCGGGGGUUGGCUCGGGCACCAACGGCUUCACCACGUUCGACUGCUUCAAGGACGACAAGCACACCAUGUUCAACGACGCCAACGGCUCAGGCGCCUGCAAGGCCAUCUACUACUGCCUGCCCGGCACCGGAAUGGUUGGAAACGGGCGGGUGAAGGAGCGGGAAGCCCUGGGCGACUCUGCGCCGGCUGUGCCUGUAUAG